UUCGCAACACAUCCAUUAUCUUUCACUGUGAUAAGAGGUCAAAGAAAGGACAUGAUUGUCGGUUGAUGGUACGCCAAAUAAAUGUGGAAAAUUGCUGUCGAAUUUGUUUAAAUUCUAAAGAUUUACGAUCACUCUUUGGAUAUAAUAAGAAAAAAAUUAUGACGUUAUCGGAUAUGGUAAUGGAGUGCACAUCAAUUCAUGUUGCCGAAAACGACAGUUUCCCACAAAAAAUUUGCCAAAAAUGUGUUUAUGAAGUGAAUAAAUUCUAUAAAUUUCGUCAACUUGCCAAAGACACAGAUUUAAAACUUCAAGAAAAAUUGAAAAGCGAAUUGAAUGAAGAACACAAGAAACUUGUAAACUUUGAAGAGGAUUGCUUUAAGAUCGACUUUUCACCUAAACAUUCCAGUAAUGAGAGUAUAUUUGAACUUAGAACGACUGAUAAUGUUAAAAAUUUUAACGAGACUGAUGAAAAAUACAUUAAGAAUGACAUUAAGAAUGAAGCUCCAGAAUUUUCCCCAAGAUGUUCGGAUAUGGAAAAUGAUAUUGAUACAUUUGCUACGCUUGAAAAACAAUCUUUGUUAGAACGUAAAUUAUCGAAAAGAAUUUUAAGAAAAACUAAAUUACGAAAGAAAGUACGUGUUAGAAGAGUAGAAAAUGAAUCGUUGGGUAAUACAACUAUUGAAGCCAAGAAACAAUUAAAAAACAAACAAUGUGAUACUUGUGGUAAAAGAUUGAGUUGUCGAACUAAUUUGAUUCUACAUAUGCGUAAACAUACUGGUGAAAAACCAUUUCCUUGUGACGUUUGUGGGAAAUGUUUUGCACGUGUUGAACAUGUUACAAUACAUAAGCGUACACAUACAGGAGAAAGACCUUUUAAAUGUACAAUUUGUUCAAAAGAUUUUAUACAACAUGGUACUUUAAUGACACAUUUACGAACACAUACAGGUGAAAGGCCGCAUACAUGUAAUGUUUGUGGAAAAUCAUUUACACAGAGUAUAACAUUAAAAUAUCAUAUGCGUACACAUACUGGUGAAACUCCAUUUAAAUGUGAAAUUUGUAAAAAGGGAUUUAUUCAUUCUGGAAAUUUAAAUAUACAUAUGAGAUUUCAUAGUGGCGAACGGCCACACGAAUGUACAAUCUGUUCUCAACGAUUUGUUACACGUAGUCAUUUAAGCGUUCAUUACAAAUGUCAUAGAGGAGAGAAAAAUCAUGUAUGUACUGUAUGUAAUAAAGCGUUUAUACGAAAAGAGCAUUUACGCGAUCACCUACUAAUCCAUACUGGAGAUCGACCACAUGAAUGUACAUAUUGCCAGAAGAAAUAUAUACAACGUAGUCAUUUAACUAGACACCUGAAAUUACAUAAACAAACUAAAAAUGAAAAAGAAAAGUUAGAAAAUAUUGAGAAUCAGUAAUUCUUCCAUUAUAAAAUGUAUAUGAUCUCAAGCUCUCUCUGUGCUUUUCGUCAAACUAUACGAACAAAAAAAGAUAAAGAAGAGAUGUUAAUCACUUCACAGAUUUCAAGCAUGGAGAACAUGAAAGUAUCAAGUGGAGCAGGCCAAUAAUUGGCUUUAAAAACUUCGAUGAGUUUAGAUGAUGGCUAGCUUAUUUUAGAAUAAAUAAAAUUCAUUGUCAUCGGCAUUUAUCACAGAAAAUGAACGUCGGUUCAUAAAUUUAUUUUGUAUACAAAAUUUUAAAAUAAAAUUAUUUUUUGA
Messenger RNA from Chrysoperla carnea, 1712 nucleotides. RefSeq names its product zinc finger protein 565-like. The transcript is spliced from 7 exons. Gene Ontology annotation, biological process: regulation of transcription by RNA polymerase II. The record is from RefSeq and is a predicted model, not a curated record. Gene Ontology annotation, molecular function: zinc ion binding; DNA-binding transcription factor activity; RNA polymerase II cis-regulatory region sequence-specific DNA binding. Bases 66 to 1412 code for a protein of 448 amino acids. NCBI's taxonomy places the organism in Eukaryota, Metazoa, Arthropoda, Insecta, Neuroptera, Chrysopidae. Gene Ontology annotation, cellular component: nucleus.